Molecule: messenger RNA, 1731 nt
Organism: Purpureocillium takamizusanense
Lineage: Eukaryota; Fungi; Ascomycota; Sordariomycetes; Hypocreales; Ophiocordycipitaceae
Product: Sterol O-acyltransferase
Exons: 3
Coding region: 1-1731 (576 amino acids)
Biological process (GO): ergosterol metabolic process
Cellular component (GO): endoplasmic reticulum membrane
Molecular function (GO): ergosterol O-acyltransferase activity
Source: RefSeq, a predicted model, not a curated record
AUGGGCUCUGCGGACGUCGUGGCCAAUGGCCGGGACACCGGCGGCCAUGUGCUACGGCCGCGGGCGCGCAAGCCGGUGCACUCGCAGCUGUCCCACGUGUCGCGAACGUCGGCCGAGGAGAACCACCACUUGACGGUUGCCGAGCCGGACAGCGCCAUGACGAGCGGUCGCUCGACUCCGGUUCCCGAAAACGCGCCUCCCUCGACCAAGUCAUUGUCGUCAGCCCGCAAGCAACUCCGUGCCGAGCAGCGGCGACGCAUCUUCCCAACCAUUGAAUUCGCCUCGCGCGUGUCCCAUUUCGACCCCGAGAGCGACUACCGCGACUUCCACGGCUUCUUCAACCUCUUCUGGAUCGGCCUCGCCAUCAUGGGCAUCACCACCAUGCUGCGCAACUUCAAGGACACGGGCCACCCCCUGCGCAUCCAGAUAUGGACCCUCUUCACCGUCAAGCUGUGGCACCUGGCCAUUGCCGACUUCCUCAUGGUCGCUGGCACCGCCGUCAGCCUGCCGCUGCACCGGUGGGCGCGCGCGAGCGCCCCCGACAGCGCCUGGACGUGGAAGAAGGGCGGCAUGGCCGUCCAGAGCCUCUACCAGGUGGCCUGGCUCGCGCUUUGGAUCUUCAUCCCCUUUUGGCUUGAGUGGACGUGGACCGCCCAGGUCUUUCUGCUGCUGCAUACCAUGGUGCUGCUCAUGAAGAUGCACUCGUACGCCUUCUACAACGGCCACCUUUCCGAGACGGAGAAGCGCCUGCACGCCCUUGACAACCCGUCGUCGGACGCGGAUCGCGGGCCCGCCUACCAGUACCCGGCGGCCGUGCUGCGCAAGGCCAGCAUAUCCGGGAUCCCCACGUCCAUGAACCCGGCCGCCGCCGCCAAGCCGACGCUGGGCGAACAGACGCCGCCCGACGACGAAGACGACGAGCGCAGCGCCGAUGAGCUCGAGACGCUGCGCGAGGACCUGGCGCGGGAGCUCACCAGCCCCAUGGGAAACAUCACGUACCCGCGCAAUCUGACCUGGUCUAACUACUUCGAUUACCUGCUCUGUCCGACGCUCUGCUACGAGCUCGAGUACCCGCGCACGAAGUUUAUCAACUGGACCUCGCUCAACGCCAAGAUCGUCGCUACUUUUGGCUGCAUCUUUCUGCUCACCAUCACUUCCGAGGAGUUUAUUGUCCCUGUCCUGGCUGACGCCUCACGCCGCCUCGAUGAGGUGGCGGUCACCUCGGGGUCUGUAUCCGAGUCGACGCUCAUCCUUGCCGAGAGCAUCUCGUGGCUUCUCUUCCCCUUUAUGCUGACCUUUCUGCUCGUCUUCCUCGUUAUCUUUGAGUACGUGCUUGGCGCCUUUGCUGAGAUUACGCACUUUGCGGACCGCCACUUCUACGCCGACUGGUGGAACUCGACCGACUGGAUGGAGUUCUCGCGCGAGUGGAACGUGCCCGUCUACUCGUUCCUGCGGCGGCACGUGUACAGCGCGAGCAGGCCGCACACGGGCAAGGCGGGUGCCAUGGUCAUCACCUUCCUCAUCUCGGCCGUGGGCCACGAGAUUGUCAUGGCGUGCAUCACCAAGAAGCUCCGCGGCUACGGCUUCGUCUGCCAGAUGCUGCAGCUGCCCAUUGUCAUGCUGCAGCGGACCAAGUGGGUGCGGGGGAGGGAGACGCUCAACAACGUGUGCUUUUGGUGUAGCAUGAUCAUGGGACUCAGCAUGAUAUGCGCGCUAUAUGUCUUGGUUUGA